This is a messenger RNA of Varanus komodoensis (Komodo dragon), 958 nucleotides long. Its product is annotated as apoptosis regulator BAX-like. Gene Ontology annotation, biological process: mitochondrial fusion; positive regulation of apoptotic process; extrinsic apoptotic signaling pathway in absence of ligand. The transcript is spliced from 7 exons. NCBI's taxonomy places the organism in Eukaryota, Metazoa, Chordata, Lepidosauria, Squamata, Varanidae. Gene Ontology annotation, molecular function: channel activity; protein homodimerization activity; protein heterodimerization activity. Bases 89 to 691 code for a protein of 200 amino acids. The record is from RefSeq and is a predicted model, not a curated record. Gene Ontology annotation, cellular component: mitochondrial outer membrane.
GUGCCUCGGCCUCCUCCCCGCCCCUUGUAUUUGCGGGCUUUGCAGCGGGGCGCUUAUUUUAGGGGGAGCUGAUGAGCCUUUGAUCGGAAUGGCUGCAGAGCCGGGCGCCAGGCAAAAUGCCCCAUCGCCCAUGGGGCCAGAAACAUCUGAGAACAUCUCAUGCAUCCUUCGCAUUGGAAAAGCCCUGCUCCUUGGGUUUAUCAAAACUCUCUGGGAGCAACACACAACUUCCCACCCCCAAAAAACCUCAGUGGAACAACCUGGCAGGGAGAUUGUACUAAGUGAGGAAGAUGUGCCAGAUUCUGCCCAGGUCGCCCCCCUGAGGGAGUGCAUGCUCCAUAUAUGGCGGGAGCUCAGCAACAAUCAGGAAAUCACUAGCAUGGUAGAAAGUGUCACUGGUAACGACCCACUGAAAAUCCUGGCGGAGGUGGCUGAAUCCUUGUUUGCUACUAGAAUCAACUGGGGACGGAUCGUGGUCUUCUUCUACUUUGCAUAUAGAGUCAUUGCCCAGUCCUCUCAGAGUUGGUUCAACCGUGUGAUAGACUGGGCCAUGGCCUUCCUACAGAACCGGCUGGCUGCUUGGAUUCAGCAGCAGGGGGGCUGGAUCAAAGAUGGAGCCUGGUAUACUUUCAGAGGUUUUGGCCUACAGCUCCUCUUGGCACUCUGGCAUGGGCUGAUACUGCGAUUUUAAUCUACAUCCCUUUUUCAAGUUAGAACUGUGGAGAGCGAGCAUGGAACAGCUUUGACAGUACCAUACAAUGCACUUGUGCUCCUGCAGUACGGAGGACCAAAAAGCCUUCAGCAACCCUCUGGGUGGAUUUUACUAUCAUCAAAAUAAGAAGGAAGUAAAGUGAAACUCCCAAAUUGUUUUCUUUCUGUCUUGUGUUCCUGUGGGUGUAGAACAACUUUCUGCAGCGUGGACUUCUCCAGAAUGUAAUAAAUUCACCAUUGUACAAGA